AUGACCCAGGAGCAGUACAUCCUUGCGGCGCAGCCCAACCCGCUCCACCAGAGGGGGGCGUCCAUGUGCGGUGCCCAGGUUUACCCUGCAGUGGGGAUCUAUGGCUGGAGGAAGAGAUGCUUGUACUUCUUCAUCCUCCUCCUCCUCGUCACCAUGAUCGUCAACCUUGCACUGACCAUCUGGAUCCUCAAAGUCAUGAACUUCACUCCGGAUGGCAUGGGAAAUCUACGGGUGACAAAGGAAGGUGUCCGAUUGGAGGGAGUGUCCGAAUUCCUGCUGCCUUUAUAUGUCAAAGAGAUCCAGUCUCGUAGGGACAGUCCGUUGGUCCUUCAGUCGGACAGAAAUGUGACCGUCAACGCAAGAAACGAUCAGGGACAACUGACUGGUCAGCUUAUCGUGGGUUCAGAGAUGGUCGAAGCUCAGUGUCAGAGGUUUGAGGUGAGGAGCCUUGAUGGAGAGAGAGUUCUGUUCUCAGCAGAUGAAGAGGAGAUAACUAUCGGCACUGAGAAACUUCGAGUCACAGGGAACGAAGGUGUGGUUUUCAGCCAUUCUGUAGAGACAUCGCAUGUUAGGGCAGAACCCUUCCAGGACCUGAAGUUGGAGUCGCCGACUCGGACUCUUACCCUUGAGGCCCCCAGAGGUGUCGAGAUCAACGCAGGAGUGGGAGACUUCACAGCAUCCUGUAGGAAAGACCUUCUCCUCCAGUCGUCAGAAGGAGAGAUUUUUCUAGAUGCCAACACUAUCAGACUGGGCAACAUCCCCCUUGGCAGUGCUGUGGACCCCCUGGAGGGGGCGCCUGCAGGUACCACCUACACUAAACAGACUGUCUACGAGCUGUGCGCCUGCGCCAAUGGAAAGCUCUACCUGUCCCCAGCUGAGAAAGGCUCUACCUGCCAAACCACUAGUAACUUUUGUCUCUGGAGCUGAAAGUACGAAGCCGAAAGACGCCGAGGACAUAUGGACUAUUAAAAGUUUGAAGCUAAUGCUAGCCAACAGACUGAAUCAUCAUGAAUUAUGGCCUGGUGGGAUGCUAAUGCCAGCUAACAGGCCGAAUCAACGUUGAUUGUAGCAUGGUGAGAGUUCAUGUCCGUCAACCAACCAAAUAAUGUGGCUUACGGCUUGGGCGGGAAGCUACUGCCUGCUAUCAGACCGAAUCAACAUGGACUGUAGCUCGCUGUGAUGCUAAUGCCAGCCAAAGGACUGAAUCAACAUGGACAAGAGCGGUGAGAAGCCACCUCACCGACAAAAUUAAUAUGGAUUGGUCAGUAGCUAUUGCUAGUCAAGAUGAUGGAUAUCUCGGCAGGAGGAAAGCCAAAAAGAUUAGCUGAUUGGUUUGAUACAAGGACCACUCAUGGUCAUGGAUGGACCGUCCCUCCAGGAACCUCAGUGGCUGUUUCUGCCAUUGUUGAUUAUCUGAAGGUCACAAGGAUUACAUUUGGGGGUCACUUGAGAACAGCAAACUCUUACAAUUGUAGUAAGUCCUGUGUUCACUGUUUGACCGAAAUGUGCGGGAUAACACACUCCUGCUUUUGUUAGGAUAUGGUGAUGGACUACAAACUUGCCAGCACGGACUGAACACGGACUCUGGGUUAGAAGUUCUGGUUACCAGUUGGCUAACAAACAUCAAUGAGGACUUUGGUUUAGCUCUACAGGUAACUUACUAUUAAAGCAGACGAUGGUUCAGUCUUGUGGGAAGCUAUGGCUAGCUAACGGACCAAUCUAUACCAGAAAGGCCUUCCCCCCUCUUCCCUUCUAGUCUUAAACCCAAAUUUUGAAAUUUAACCUUUCCACAUUAAUCUGCACCUAGUAGUGACUAUGUUCUCCAACACUAAUUUUUCAUUGGACAAUUAAUGCAAAUAAUUGUGCUUCAGCCUUGCAUUUACCAGCUUUCUCCCCAUAAAUGUCCUGAUUUUCACAGUUUUUUAUUUAUGUUAGAUCUAAUAUUUUACUUGCUAAUUAUCUUCUUUCCUCCAUUCAGUGUCUCUGUAAUCUUUGAUCCUUAAAUAUUUUGCUGCUGGUCCCUGUUUAUUUUCUCUGUGCUCUGUCUAAUUUUCUUUUAUUGUUUUUAUGCACCUACUGGGCUGAGAGAAAAUGUUGUUCUGCCUAUAUUAUCUUUCCUCCACCAGCCUUGUUAGGACAAAUUAAAUACAUACUGUCUGGUUUCUUCCACUGGUAUAGUUAAAACGUUUAUUCAAAAAUAAUAACAGCUGUAUCAGGUGCCGUUUUUUCCCUUCCACAUUGUCUGGUCCCAAAAAUGUUGGGUUCCCGAGGAUAGAAGUAACAAGAAUAAUAAAGAGAAGAGGAAAGUUAUUUCAGUCUUUAAAUUAAGCCUAAGGUGGGUGCUAAGGCUGACAGACCAUGAUGUGGUGUGGAACCCCACGUGUAGAUAGGCAGAGUCAGUUAGCUGAUGGCCAAAACUAUUUUGGUAUUAUGGAGUAUUUUACAUCUCCAUCCUAAGUUACUUAUCCGUCACACUUUUCCACCCCUUUGCAUGACAUUUCUGCUCUUUGUCCUCUUUCCUCUUUGUCAUGUAUUUUUUGUCAUUGAAAUAUGUUUCGGCUCUUUGCUUUCACCCCAUGUCACUUUCUGUUUUGUUAAAUGUUUACUCUCUUAUAGAUACCAUGACAUGUCAUUAUGUUGUUUCCAUCUCCAUUAGCCAUCACAAACUCAAAUAUCAGGCAGAUUGCCCCUUCAGUCUCACCUAAUGCCCCCUUUCAAAGGUUCAGCAAGGUAAGAAAAGAAAAGUCAAGGAGGUUUUUGUGUCUAUAUCCAAUCAUCUCUAUUCUACUACUUAUCUUGGGUUGAGUCACAUGACGUGCAAGUUAAUAAAGUUAGUCCAGACAUUUCUUAUACUAGCAAUGUUUCCUCAGCCUAUUCUGGGUCUGAGUUUCUUAGCCUUUGGUUCAACCCAAGCUAUAUUAAGGGGGAAUCUAAUUUGGUCCCUCAUAUUAUUGAUCUGAUUUGGGCACAAACAAAUACCGUCAUCAUGGUGGUUGUCCAUGAACUCCACAAACAGGAUCAGUGACAAGGGGCAACCCUGGCAGAAACUAGUACUAUUAGGAAAGCUCUAAUUGUAAUUAUUUUAGGAUCAGAUAACUCCUAAUAACUCAGUGUGAUAUAGUGCACCCCCCACCCUCUCUAGGGACACAGUUGUUAAGUCUUAAACACUUGCUGGGCAACCUCACAUGACCCCUCCAGUAAUCUUACAAGGGUGAAGAGUUGGUCCACUGUCCCAUUGUUGGAUUUUGCAAUACUCCUCAAUAUGAGGUUCACCCAGUCCAGAACAAUGUGAUACCACAGUAAUCUAAUCUGUGCGAUAAUGAAAAGACUCUUCAGACAAGACACUCCAGCCAUGAACAUAAUUUAACAUCAAACUCAAAAGAGGCCUAAAUCCAGUUCUCCACCAAGUACAAGACUUACAAAAAUUGAAUAAUUCUAGGUUGAUCAACAGUCAUACCCCUAUGGUGUCCUGGUAUCAGAUCAGAACACUCAAAUGUACUGUUUGAUAUGGCCAAUGCAUCCUUAGCACCUAAGUCCAUCAAUUAAUUACCACUCAGGUUCAGAUAAGACAGACAGUUCCUCUCAAUCAUCUCUUCAUAGUUCCCCACAUAAGCCAUGAAGUCUGAAUAUGUCAAACUGCUGUUUGGUGCAUAGGCACAAACAACAGUCAGAGCAUUGCUCUGAUCGACAGGUAACCCCCUCCUACCCCACACCACCAGCAUCACACACAGCUUCCUGGAUCAUCGGGACACACAAACCUCUCCACUAUAUUAAGGUGGUGUUGAACGGUCGGAAUAUUCUCAAGCUGGCUAACCUAGCACCCAACCUCUGCAAUGACUGAAAAAAGCAAAUUUGUGUGUCAGAAAUCCCCCUGGUCAAAGUUAGGGAUGGAUGUGGUUGUAUGUGUAUGGACUCAGCUGAAUUAAGGCCCUGAGGCUUACUUUCAUUUCUAAAAAGAAGCGAUGCACAGGUGCCUUUGCUGCUGUUGGUAAAAGCACAUCACAGUUUGAACGUUCACACCCCCAAGUGUGUGGACAAACUCUCUAUUUAUCAAUCUACCUAUCUAUUUAGUUUUCUGUCUUUUCCCUCCCCUGUUCUCCUGGUUUUGUAGAGUUCUCAGUAUAUCCAGCUGAAAAAAAUAACAAUUCAAUCCUGGUUUAAAGUUUAAUUUUCUGAUGUGUUCCCUAUGGUUUUAUUCUUGAUAAUAAAAAAAGCACAAAUUAUGCCAUGUA
This is a messenger RNA of Platichthys flesus (European flounder), 4232 nucleotides long. RefSeq names its product zeta-sarcoglycan. Bases 1 to 927 code for a protein of 308 amino acids. The transcript is spliced from 7 exons. Gene Ontology annotation, cellular component: sarcolemma; sarcoglycan complex. NCBI's taxonomy places the organism in Eukaryota, Metazoa, Chordata, Actinopteri, Pleuronectiformes, Pleuronectidae. Gene Ontology annotation, biological process: heart contraction; cardiac muscle tissue development. The record is from RefSeq and is a predicted model, not a curated record.